This is a messenger RNA of Phanerochaete carnosa HHB-10118-sp, 243 nucleotides long. RefSeq lists its product as uncharacterized. NCBI's taxonomy places the organism in Eukaryota, Fungi, Basidiomycota, Agaricomycetes, Polyporales, Phanerochaetaceae. Bases 1 to 243 code for a protein of 80 amino acids. The transcript is spliced from 2 exons. The record is from RefSeq and is a predicted model, not a curated record.
AUGAAUGCCAAGAGAUGUCCUUCGUCUGUGCAGCUAGACACUUGGGGCCCUAUCUUCACUGGUCUCACGGUGUCAACAAGUUGUGAGCACCACUCUGUUAUUCUUGGUUCUGGCUCUGGAAUUGAUCCUUCGGAGAGGAGCAUUUUGGGGGAUACGCUGGUGAGCCUGCCCGGCAUCCAGGAGCUCUUUGGGGUGUCAUCCCUGUCCUCUGCGCAACCUUCAUCUUAUGUUGUGUCUCUCUGA